Thalassophryne amazonica is the source of this 904-nucleotide messenger RNA. It is a transcript of the gene arl4d, whose product is annotated as ADP-ribosylation factor-like 4D. Gene Ontology annotation, molecular function: GTP binding; GTPase activity. Gene Ontology annotation, cellular component: cytoplasm. NCBI's taxonomy places the organism in Eukaryota, Metazoa, Chordata, Actinopteri, Batrachoidiformes, Batrachoididae. The record is from RefSeq and is a predicted model, not a curated record. The transcript is spliced from 2 exons. Gene Ontology annotation, biological process: vesicle-mediated transport; intracellular protein transport. Bases 155 to 757 code for a protein of 200 amino acids.
CAGAGCUUCAGUCAGUCAGCGCUGCUGCACGGAGGAGGACACAAACUCUGCCUGACCGCCCAGUUAUGGCUGUUUUUAUCGCUUGCGGAUGAUGUAUUCCGCGCACACUUAGAAGGAAUCUGUCGCCUCACUAUAUUCACUGCCAGCUGGAAUCAUGGGAAACCAGCUGACUGAUAUCGCUCCAAACACGGCGUUGCUGCCGUUCCAGUCUCUGCACGUGGUGGUGGUCGGCCUCGACUUGGCGGGAAAAACCUCUCUGCUCUACUGGCUGAAACUGAAGGAGUUUGUGAAAACCAUCCCCACCAAAGGCUUCAACACAGAGAGGAUCAAGUUGGCCGUGGGGGCUUCUCGGGCCAUAACCUUUCAGGUGUGGGAUGUGGGUGGCCAGGAGAAGCUGCGCCCGCUGUGGAAGUCCUACACCCGGCGGACGGACGGCAUUGUGUUUGUGGUGGACUCUGCGGAGCAAGAACGGAUAGAGGAGGCCAGAGUGGAGCUCCAUAAGAUCACCCGCACCUCUGAGAACCAGGGCGUCCCUGUUCUCAUCCUCGCCAACAAACACGACCUGGACUCGGCGAUGUCCGUGAGCGAGGUGGAGAAGGUGCUCGCUGUGCACGAACUGAGCAUGCACACUCUGUAUCACGUGCAGAGCUGCAGCGCCGUGGACGGCCGGGGGCUGCAGCCAGGCCUGGAGAAACUUUACGAGAUGGUCCUGAAGAGGAAGAAGAUGGUGAAGCACAACAGGAACAGGAGGAGAUGAAGCUUCUACACACAAGAGCUUAACAGGCAGCGUUAAUGGGAUAGAAACUCAUGCCAACAAAACAUCCGUACAUGAGGACAAAUGGAUUCAGUCCGAAUAAUGAAGCAGUAUUGACGAAUACUUCGUGUAGCUGCACUUUGAAAGCGU